AUGUAGAUGCGCAUGCUUACUUCCUAUCAAAUGGUGCGCUUGCCAGCUCAAUAUCAAAUCUAGGGCUCGAGUUAACUUAAUUGAGGAAACCGAACCAAGCAAGUCAAGUUGAAGAGGUUGCUUUCAAGAGUUGUCGUUGGUGAGACGCUCUUCAUCAGCAGAUUGGCGAUGUAGCUGGCGAUGGUGUUCCGGCGCGCACACUGCGCAGCUUCGCCAUCCAGUUGCUUGUGCGGGACUUGCGUACCCUCGGUGCCGUCGACGGCCUUCUUGCCGAGGGGGUGCAGGCCUGGUUCACCACUCCUGCGCUGCGGGCACUGGCAGUGCGCGUUGUGCAAGUCGCCACUCCUGGCCGGCCGCGCGGCACGUGCUAGCAGAGCAGCAGUGUUGUUGGCCAAUGCUGGCCCCUCUGGUUGUACAUCGUGUGCGCCGGCGGCCUCUUCAGCGGAAGCGCUGGCAGCUGGCCUGGACAGGCGCGACCCGCAGCGGGCAGAGGCUGAGUUCAAUGGCGUGGCUGCGGAGCAGGGCGUGCCGGGUCUGGGAUCGUCCCUGCGGCCGGUCGCGGCCAUCCAGGCGGUGGCAACAGCGCAGGCGUCCGGCAAGAACCCAUUGCAGGCUUUGCACGCGAGGGCGGCAUGCCUCAAACUUGAGAGUCGCUAGCAUUCUCUGCGAACGACGGCGAGCGGGCUCAGAGGAUGGCACCAGUUCGCAGCUGCGGUCUUGCAUUAUCCCGGAUCCAGCGCGUUGCCGCCGAAAUCGCCCACAGACAUGGAGGCUUUCGUAUCAGUUUUCCGGAAGUUUGGCACUGCUUCGAAUUACGUAUCUUCUGUCAAAUUGGCCUGCUUGCAGUUAAGACUUGACACUUCGUGGUUCGAUGACGCAAUUUUGCAAAUGCUCAGAGGUGGCAGGAAACGGGAGCUGCGAGUAAUUGGUGGCACGAUCAAGAUCCAGAGGCCCUUCAAAACGAAGUUGGUCACGCAGCUCGUGGCCCUGGCUGACCGCUCGGGCCAAUUUGGCUUCGCAACAGUCCUCUAUUCCAGUUGGGAGAUUCUGGCCAGGGUGUCCAGCGAAGCUGUGCCGGCCGAGCGGGGCGACGCGAGGGAAGCCAUGGUCUUGCCAGCCGGGAGGCACAGUGCCGUCUACAUCGAUUGUCAUGGUGCUUUGUGCGUGCGGUGGAGCAGACGCAAGCAUCGACCUCGUGGCUCGUUCUUGCGUCGGCCGUCCCGGUGCGCGCAGGUUGGCCCUCAGUUCUGCGCUGCGCAUCGGUUGGGCACGUGGUUGGAGCAGUUUCAAGUUGGACAGACGCUGUGGUCAUUCUCAACUUCCAGCGCCCUUGGGGUGUUGCGAAGGCUGCUGUGUCUCUUCGGCGUCCACGACGCGAAGCUGUAUACGUGGAAGUGUGUCCAGGGAGGCCGCGCCGCGGACAUGUCAGCCCGGGGGUGCACCCUAGGCAGUAUCUUGUCCGCUGGCGAGUGGCGCUCUGUGGCAGUACUCCGCUACAUCAGCGAGCAGAAGGUGGGCGUGGCGGAGGCUCUGAGGCAGGCCGUGGACGCGAGCGACACCGAGACGGAGUCGUGAGGCGCGACUCGUGGUCUCGGGCUCCGCAGAGCAUGC
This is a messenger RNA of Prorocentrum cordatum, 1611 nucleotides long. NCBI's taxonomy places the organism in Eukaryota, Dinophyceae, Prorocentrales, Prorocentraceae. The record is from the annotation of a GenBank genome assembly.